AUGCGCCCUGGGAAGCCACCCGUCUGGCAACACGGCCGCAUGGAAACCGUUGCCAGGAAGUGACGUCACCAGACUCGUGGGAGUGGACGCCGUCAGUGAGCUCGUGCCGUGUUUUUGAAUCGUGACCGCGGUGCUCGGGCGGCCAUGUUUAACCCCAGCGACCUGGAGGGGGCCGUCGACCACUCCUUCUUCGACAGCGACGACGACAGAGACAAAGCCGCCAGACCGGCCGCCGGAAGCCAGGAAAAUAAUGCGGCGCAAGAGUUGCCCGCUCCACCGCCCAGCGGCGCGUUUAUGGAGUUCCUGGGCAGCGAGGCGGCGGACGACAGUGACAGCGGCACCGACUACACCCAAGAGCCGCGGCGAUAUCCGACGUCGUCGGAAGAAUUCACCGAGCAGUCCUCUAGGAAAGGCAGCCGAGGAAAACGCUCGAAAAGUCUCUCUUCCUCCUUUAGCCACUACAGUUCGGCGGGGGGCUCCAGAGGCCAAGGGCCUUCAGACAUGAUCCCCAGCAAGUCGUCAGACUUGGGGCUAUCCCUGGCGGAUGACUCCGACUACACGCCGGAGGACGAGACGAGUCCCGGCUGCUCCCCUUUCUGCCAGCCGCGCUCAGAUGAGCCUGACGACGGACAGAGGUCUAGGGGGAGUGUGCCCCCUAGCGGCCACGGCAGCAUCCUUCACGCAGAUGGGCUCCAUGCGGAUAAUUACUCUCAGACCGAGUUUGAUCCUGACAGUUUUAUUCAGGAGAACUUGGUUCUUCACUGGCGAGGACGGCCAUGCAGGAAGAACUACACCUUCAACAACAACGAGGUUCGACGCAUCGAUCACGAGAAUCAGCGACUGCUGAGGGUGCUGUCACGGAUUUCUUUAGCGCCGGGAUCCUCUGGCCAGUACGGCCGAAAGGGGAGUAGCCCGCACAUCCCUCAUAGUGCUGUCAAUAGGCUGCGGGAGCAGAAACGCAUCGAUAAGGACAACCAAUCGCUCCUGAAAAGGCUGGAGUACGUCAAGUCCACACCACAGCUCAAGCGUUCCAACCAGUUGGCCGACUACCAGCGUCAAGCCAGAUAUCAGGCUACGCCAUGUCCUGUGUGUGACAACCCCUCCAUCCUGGCUGCAACCAGCGCGGCUGGCCUCAGCUCCCUUCGGACCAGUACAACCCAGAUGGGAACACGAGCAACCUCCGUCAGUUCCAAUGCAGCCAGGUCCAAAAUGCUCCUCUCGGCACGCCCGCCUUUUUGUUGUUAGUCCGCCUAUUAUGUACAAGAUGUGUCUUUACUUUGAACUAAUAAACGUUUUUAUUUUGCCCA
Molecule: messenger RNA, 1307 nt
Organism: Nerophis ophidion (straightnose pipefish)
Lineage: Eukaryota; Metazoa; Chordata; Actinopteri; Syngnathiformes; Syngnathidae
Gene: cfap97
Product: cilia and flagella associated protein 97
Exons: 4
Coding region: 145-1245 (366 amino acids)
Biological process (GO): spermatogenesis
Source: RefSeq, a predicted model, not a curated record